This is a messenger RNA of Colletotrichum siamense, 612 nucleotides long. RefSeq names its product Secondary metabolism regulator LAE1 (gene LAE1-1). Lineage: Eukaryota; Fungi; Ascomycota; Sordariomycetes; Glomerellales; Glomerellaceae. The record is from RefSeq and is a predicted model, not a curated record. Gene Ontology annotation, molecular function: methyltransferase activity. The coding region runs from base 1 to 612 and encodes 203 amino acids. The transcript has 7 exons.
AUGGACGACCUCAGCAUGGAGGACGUCGACAACUUCGAUGUCGCACAUGCGGUGGAACAUGCCACUUGGCCUAAUAACGUGCCCGAUCGCGAGGUCGUCAUCGAGGCUGACGAUCAGGAUAACGACUCAGCCAUUGGAAUUCAAACCCUUGCUUCAUCAAGAGGGAGUCUUGCAAGUUCUAUCAUGGACUAUCGCGUUGAAAAUGGUAGAACUUAUCACAGAUAUAAGGAUGGAAAAUACAACAUCCCCAAUGAUGAGAAGGAAAUUGAGAGACUUGAUUUGCAACAUACUCUAUUCCUACUCACUUUCAGCGACAAGCUCGGAAUGGCCCCUCCCUGUGAUAAGGGAGCCAGCGCUGGCCACGUCCUCGAUAUCGGGACUGGGACUGGGAUCUGGGCGAUAGAUUUUGGAGACGAGCACCCAGAAGCAGAGGUUCGUGGGAUAGACCUUUCUCCUGUGCAGCCAGAUUUCUUGCCACCAAACGUGCGGUUCGAGAUAGCAGACUUUGAGGAGCCAUGGCCUUUCGGUCGGCAUUUCGACUACAUCCAUAGUCGAAUGAUGAACUCAUCUGUUGGUGACUGGAAUGAGUAUAUUCGAAAAUGCUACGAGUAG